AUAAUAGUGGCGACUACCGUAGCGGAAGACGAAUGCACCACUUGUGAUUGGAAAAUGGAUGUUCAUUGCGGAAAAGCUGCUAAUGGUUGUGUGUUUACUGGUCUAAAUCGUUGCCAAGUUGAACGUGUUUCAUGCCGUCGGGAGCAAAAAGGAAUGCCACCAUUUAGCGAAAUUGUUAAAGGAGUGUGCCCAAAGGACAAACCAAAGUGCAAAAAACUUUGAUAGAUACCUCAUCUACUUUAUCGGCAGAUAAUUUAUACAACUUUAAAAUAACUUACUGUUUCCGAAGUCCUUGAACUUAAUAAGACACAAACUAAAAUUUGUUUACAAACA
This is a messenger RNA of Drosophila takahashii, 333 nucleotides long. RefSeq names its product Seminal fluid protein 26Ac (gene Sfp26Ac). Lineage: Eukaryota; Metazoa; Arthropoda; Insecta; Diptera; Drosophilidae. The record is from RefSeq and is a predicted model, not a curated record.